Beta vulgaris subsp. vulgaris (sugar beet) is the source of this 832-nucleotide messenger RNA. RefSeq lists its product as hypothetical. The record is from RefSeq and is a predicted model, not a curated record. Bases 84 to 569 code for a protein of 161 amino acids. The transcript is spliced from 6 exons. NCBI's taxonomy places the organism in Eukaryota, Viridiplantae, Streptophyta, Magnoliopsida, Caryophyllales, Amaranthaceae.
CAUAUGUAAUAUGUUGUUGAUUGUUUGGUUGGAAGAAAGCAGAGGAAGCGAAGGGGGGAGAGGGGGGAAGUAAAAAGAAGGAGAUGCUAGAAAAUCCAUCCGAUCCCUCGUCCAACACUCUGCCUGCUCAAAUCAAGCGAUAUGCACCGCCCAAUCAGAGGAAUCGUGGUCUCAAUCGGCGCAAAUCUGGAGAUCGAUCUGAUAGAACAACCAAUCUCCACUCAACUGAUGGGGAUACUGGUCUGCAGAGUGCUUUGAGUCUAGAUCAUUCUGAUACAGGGAGCACCAAAUCUGUAUAUGAGACUUUUCGCCCACGUUUGAUAGCCCUAAAUGGUUGCUGUACAACUGAAGCUUCCCAGCUUUUGCAUCAACGUUGGAAGACCGCUAUUAAUUGCUACAGUGAUCCCACAGUAGAUUUAUCUGAACGACCAGUGAUGUACACAGGAAGUGCUGCAUCAGCUUGGGGAAACUUUAGAUUGCCCCAUCAGUUAAUCUCUGGGCCGCAGAUGGAUUUCUUAGCAGAACUUCAAAAUGCUAUCAAUAAUAGUAGUGCAAGCUCGAUGAACUGAAGACACUUUGAGAUGCUACUAUCUGUUACUCAAUUAACAUCUUGGUGGUUUAUCUGGUGAUUUAAUCCAACUUCAUAGUUUACUGUUGACAAUUGUACUAAUAAGCUAAUAUAUAUUGGUCUCUUCUUAUGAACUGGCAAUAUAGGAUGGUAGUCUUAUCUCUAGAGAUGUUUUGGAUAAAACCUUGAAACCUUUUCGUGUAGCAUGAAGCACGCAGGUUGAUUGGAAUGAAGCACACUUUAGGAACCGGUUUGGUUUAACAA